Messenger RNA from Penicillium atrosanguineum, 876 nucleotides. RefSeq names its product DUF3425 domain-containing protein. The coding region runs from base 1 to 876 and encodes 291 amino acids. The record is from RefSeq and is a predicted model, not a curated record. NCBI's taxonomy places the organism in Eukaryota, Fungi, Ascomycota, Eurotiomycetes, Eurotiales, Aspergillaceae. The transcript has 3 exons.
AUGGUUAGUACGUAUCAGCCUGCAAAUUCAACAGCACCACGCAUCAAACUCGCGUCGAUGCCACAAUUGGCCGAGGCGAUAAUUAGAGAAGACGACUGGACUGGGACCAAGGAUGCUGCAGCACGCAGACGGAUACAGACUAGACUCAACACAAGGGCAUACACCGAAGCAUCCAGCGCCGCAACCGGGACUCGGAUCAAAUCAGAAGCGCUAGUGGAAUGCUGGGACAUUGAGCAGGAAUCCGUCUCUAUCGUCGCAGCAAAUCGUAUCAAGCAACUAUACAAUGCGAGAAACCCCUUGCUACUAGGUAAAUCUAGGAAAGAGCAGUUUAACAUUGUCUUCCCCCUCUGUCCAGACCACCUUAUCACUCUACUCCAAUUUAACGCCCUCCGCGCCCUGGUUGUCAACCGCACUCUAAUCUCGGGUAUUCUCGUCACGCCGCUCGACUGUGAUGAGGAAGUUAUCCACAUCAUCCCCUACCCUACCAAGCCCGAAAUACUCCCGUCAACACUUCUGCCCACCACACUUCAACAAACGGUGCCGCACGGUGACUGGAUCGACCUAUUUCCGUAUCCCGAGGGGCGAGACCGUCUGAUCCAGGCCGCCGGCACCUUCGACGAGGACGAGCUGUGGGCUGACUGCAUCGGCGGGCUGUACGAGGGCUUUCCCGACGACGAGGUUGAGCGACGCGGUAUCAUUGCGUGGUCGCCACCCUGGGACAUCUCAGGGUGGGAGAUGUCGGAAGGGUUUCUAAGGAAAUGGGGGUGGUUGUUUAAAGGGCUAUCGGGGGCGUUAGUAGCGACGAAUCGGUGGCGGAUGGAGAGGGGCGAGGAGCCACUUGUUCAUGAUGACUACACGUCAUAUGCAACUGUAUGA